CAGCCACAGUCGUCCCGCGCGCGCCUACACACGCUCGCCGUUCGUAAUACGUUAUGUUUACCGCGCGUAAAUAUAAAUAAAAAUGCUUACACUACGGCUGCCGCUAUAUCCAGUACUGGGUUUGCUCAACGCCUACUCGCAGGCGUUCAUCACUUCCUGCAACUCUUCCAUCUACUGCACCGGCGAAAUGCUACACCGCAUCCAGCUCGCGAAAAUUUUCCCGGAUUCAAAAACUUUCGUAGACAUGAAGCUAUUGUUUUCGAUGAGCGAUACGUUGGCAGAUUUUGCUCAGCUGAUGCACGAUACGCAGCGGAAUCCUUCGCGUGAACAGCUUACCAAGUUCGUAGGAGAGCAUUUCGAGCCAGGAAACGAAUUGGAAAAUUGGAUACCUCCUGACUUCAACCCAUCGCCGCCUAUACUAGAUAGAAUAACACAUCCGAAACUUAAAGUGUUUGCUAAAAAUGUGAUUGCCAUUUGGGCAACAUUGGGACGGAAAGUAAAACCCGUUGUUCAUCAGAAUCCAGACCGGUACAGCUUAAUCUCAGUUCCUAAUGGAUUCAUCGCACCUGGAGGCCGUUUUAAGGAGUUAUACUACUGGGACUCUUACUGGAUCGUACGUGGACUUCUACUCAGUGAUAUGGCAGAAACUGCCAGAGGUAUGGUAGAAAAUAUUCUGUAUUUAGUUGACAAGUUUGGGUACAUGCCAAACGGCGGUCGCCUUUAUUACUUAGGUAGAAGCCAACCACCUCUUCUUACGGCUAUGGUUGCAGAUUACUAUGCUGUUUCGGAAGAUCUUGCGUGGUUAAAGCGUCAUAUCCCUACUGUUGAAAAUGAAUUACAAUAUUGGUUGAAUACAAAGAAAGUGACAGUGGAAAUAAACGGGAACCAAUAUGUGCUCCUUAGGUACUAUUCUGAGGAGGAAUCCAAAGGACCGCGACCAGAGUCAUAUUACGAAGACUAUACUACAGCCCGGUUUCUACCCUCAGAGGAUUUGCGCCAGGAAUUUUAUAAAGAGAUGAGGGGCGUGGCUGAAAGUGGAUGGGAUUUUUCCACUCGGUGGUUCGUGAGUGCAAGCUCGGAUCCCGUCGGAAACCUGACUGAUGUUCACGCCUCGCGCAUUCUGCCGGUCGACCUAAACUCUAUCUUUGCUGGUGCUCUUCAACUCACUGGUGACUUGAGAAACCAGCUUAACGACCGCCGUGAGGCGCAAAAGUGGCACAGCCUCGCGAAAUAUUGGAGAAGAUCAAUUGAGAAUGUCCUCUGGGAUACUUCCGACGGGACAUGGUAUGACUACGAUUCUAUGGCAAGAGUAAGAAGGAAGCAUUUUUAUCCGAGCUGUGCUACGCCUUUGUGGGCGGGAGCGGUGGAGAAAGAUGAUGCCCCAAAAUACGCUGCGCGUUUCGUAAGGUAUUUGCAUUCAUCCGGAGGACUCGAUUUUCCUGGAGGAAUACCAUCGUCUCUCCUCCAUUCUGGCGAGCAGUGGGACUAUCCAAAUGCAUGGGCUCCAUUGCAAAGCAUACUCAUAGGAGGGCUUGACAAAAGCGGUCACGAAGAAGCUCAAAAAUUAGCGAAAGAACAAGCUAAGCUUUGGAUCCGCUCGAACUAUUUAGGGCACAGCAGGUAUACCAAGAUGUUUGAGAAAUAUAGUUCGGUGCAGCCGGGGUCUCCAGGGGAUGGUGGGGAAUAUGGGGUGCAGAAUGGUUUUGGGUGGACGAAUGGUGUAAUAUUAGAACUAUUAGCAAAUUACGGAGACGAGUUGCUUGAAUGAAAGCGCUGGAACGUCACUGACGAUGACGUACGUAAGGCAAUUGUAAAUUGGACUUUAAAAUAAUUUCAAGUAAAUACUAAGCACCUAAUUAAGUAUAUCAUAUCAGAAUCGCGUAUGAACAAUGACCUUUAACUUAGAUAAAUAAACACGUUUUACUAAUAUGAAACAAAGAACAAACAGUAAUAUUGGUAAUACGAAUGAUCUAAAUGGUUGAGAACAAAACUUCCGUGAGACAGACAUAUUAAAUAUAUUAAUAACGGGUCACUCACGUAUUUUAAGUCGACUUAAAAUACGUGAGUGACCCCGUAUUAAAAUAUUUAAAUGGUUGAGAUAUAAAAUAAUUGUCGUUGAACGCGGAAGGAAGUGAUACUCAUUAUUGAUAACUAUUUGUUUGUAACUAUUUAUAGGAGUGAAUGUAAUGUGAUAUACAGUCACUGUGGAUGGCGUGUAGUUGUUGUACUUAAUUAUAAGUAUUAUAAGUAAUUAAAGAACUGAGCAACGUAAGUAACCUA
Messenger RNA from Cydia strobilella, 2280 nucleotides. Its product is annotated as trehalase-like. The transcript has a single exon. Gene Ontology annotation, biological process: trehalose catabolic process. NCBI's taxonomy places the organism in Eukaryota, Metazoa, Arthropoda, Insecta, Lepidoptera, Tortricidae. Bases 83 to 1768 code for a protein of 561 amino acids. The record is from RefSeq and is a predicted model, not a curated record. Gene Ontology annotation, molecular function: alpha,alpha-trehalase activity.